Messenger RNA from Dictyostelium discoideum AX4, 1518 nucleotides. RefSeq lists its product as hypothetical. Gene Ontology annotation, cellular component: endoplasmic reticulum membrane. The record is from RefSeq and is a predicted model, not a curated record. Lineage: Eukaryota; Evosea; Eumycetozoa; Dictyosteliales; Dictyosteliaceae. Gene Ontology annotation, molecular function: glycosyltransferase activity; GDP-Man:Man(3)GlcNAc(2)-PP-Dol alpha-1,2-mannosyltransferase activity. The coding region runs from base 1 to 1518 and encodes 505 amino acids. The transcript has 3 exons.
AUGGACGAAUUAAUAAUGAUGGUUUUUGUGUUAUUCACAAUAGUAUUAUUAUUAACAGUUUCAAUGACAUUGGCAGCAUUAAUUUCAACCAUUGUGGUAUUAGUUGUACCAUUAAUUAUUUGUAUAAUAGCAUUAUUAAUUGCAUUAAGAAUUAAAUAUGGUAGUAAAAAAGAUCUAAGUGAAGUUUCAAUAGGAUUUUUCCAUCCAUAUUGUACUGCAGGUGGAGGUGGUGAAAGAGUAUUAUGGUGUGCAAUUAAAUCAAUUCAAGAAGAAUAUCCAUAUGUUAGAUGUGUUGUAUAUACAGGUGAUAAAGAGAGUGAUGAUGAAAUAUUUAAUAAAGUAAAGAAAACAUUUGAUAUAGAAUUGGGUAGAGAUAAUUUAGAAUUUAUUAGAUUGAAAAAAAGAAAAUGGGUAGAAGCAUCAACAUACCCAAGAUUUACAUUAAUUGGACAAAGUUUAGGAUCAAUGAUAUUAGGUUGGGAAGCAUUAACCAAAUUUGUUCCAACCAUUUUCUUGGAUUCAAUGGGUUAUGCAUUCACAUUCCCAAUAUUUUCAUUAAUUGGUGGUUCAACUGUUGCAUGUUAUGUUCAUUAUCCAACAAUUAGUAGUGAUAUGAUCUCUUCUGUUAAAUCAUCAUCAUAUUCUUUUAAUAAUGAUGUUUCAAUUUCUUCAAAUAAAUUUAAAACUAUUUCAAAAUUAAUAUAUUAUAAUAUAUUUUCAAAAAUUUAUCAAAUUGUUGGUAGUUUUUCAAAAUUAGUAAUGGUAAAUGGAACAUGGACAGGCAAUCAUAUUAGAGAUAUUUGGAAGAAACAAUUUGGAUAUGAUUUAUUUAUAGUUUAUCCACCAGUCGAUGUUAAAGGUAGAAAACAAUUGAAAUUGGGUUGGAUGGAUGGUACUAGAAAGAAUAUGAUAUUGUCGAUUGCACAAUUUAGACCAGAAAAGAAUCACCAAUUACAAUUGAGAACAUUGGCUCAUCUAUUGGAGAAAUAUCCAUCACAUAGAGAACAACCAUUGAAUACCAAAUUAGUAUUGGUAGGUGGUGUUCGUGAUCAAGCCGAUCGUGAUAGAGUUGAACAAUUACGUAACCUUUCAAAAGAAUUAAAUAUUGAAGAUCAUGUUGAAUUCCAAAUUGGUAUUAGCUCAGAUCAACUUAAUCAACUAUUAAGUGAAGCAUCAGUUGGUAUACAUACAAUGUAUAAUGAACAUUUUGGUAUUGGUGUAGUGGAAUUAAUGGCUGCUGGUGUUAUACCAGUUGCAAACAAUAGUGCAGGUCCAAAAGAAGAUAUUGUACGUCAUGAAGAUACUGGUUUCUUAGCUUCAACCAUUCAAGAGUAUGCUGAAUACAUUCAUGAAAUUUUAGCAUAUCGUGAAAAAUAUGUUGAAAUGCAAAAGAAAGCCAGAGAUUCAACUGACCGUUUCUCUGAAUCAAAUUUUUCAAAUCAAUUUUUAAAAUAUAUUAAACCAUUAAUUAAUCAAAGUUUAAGAAAUAAUAAUAGUAGUAGUAAAAAAAGAAAUUAA